Messenger RNA from Wyeomyia smithii (pitcher-plant mosquito), 1600 nucleotides. RefSeq lists its product as uncharacterized. Bases 243 to 1328 code for a protein of 361 amino acids. Gene Ontology annotation, cellular component: extracellular matrix. NCBI's taxonomy places the organism in Eukaryota, Metazoa, Arthropoda, Insecta, Diptera, Culicidae. The transcript is spliced from 4 exons. The record is from RefSeq and is a predicted model, not a curated record.
AUGAACACCGCUUGAAAGGCGUGAAGACCUUCGUAGCGCGAAGAACUUUAAAGUAGUCGUAACCAGGAGCGCAUGAAAGUGAAAAUCGAAGUGAAUAUCAAAAGAAAAUAAGGAAAAUAAUAUAAAUUAGUGUGUAUAAAUCUAAAGGACUGUGUUCAGUGAUUGACGAACGAUCUUAGUGAUACGGUAUUCAUGAAAAAUAAUUGAAGUCAUUUGCUCAGCUUAAAAUAUCCUGCAAGAAAAUGCUACUAAAGGCACUAUUUCUUGCAUAUCUGUCAACACUCGGACCGCCAGCAGUGCUAGCCAUUAAGGAUGCAUUAUACGCCUAUGCACCGGAAUAUGCUCAUCCAUCUUAUUCGUUCAGCUACGGUGUUAAGGACCUGCACAGCGGUGAUGUGAAAUCGCAGUGGGAAACACGAGACGAUGGAAUAGUUAAAGGACACUACAGUGUCGUGGAACCGGAUGGGUCAAUUCGCGAAGUCGACUACACAGCGGAUUCUAAAACAGGAUUCAAUGCGGUAGUCAAAACUCAUGGACCGAAUGCUCAUCCCAUACAUGAAGAACACGAGCACUUCCGUUACGAUGAUCAUCAUUCACAAUCUAAAAUAAACCACUUUAGUAAAAACCAGGACCACAUUAUUCUUAGUUCUGACGUACCUCAUCACGAGGAAGAUAUUGCGGAGCUCAGCGACAAAAAGCGGCCGACACCGUCCUUACUGGAGCUAAAACCACACGUUAACUUUGACUCCGAGUACAAGGGAUAUCGCCCACCUUACAAUAGUGGAAAAGAACCGUUCUUCUCAAAAGAAUUUGAUUUCUCUAAAGACAGUUUCAAGCCAACCAUUCGGAUAGAAGAGGUGAAAGCACCUGAUCUAUCCAAGUUAAAACCCAUAUCACCUUCGGUAGACUUCUCCCAGCUUGGAGAAGCUGAGCUCAGUCCGUACUAUACACAGGACUCGAUUUAUCAACCAUACGCCCAGUAUAAUAACAAAGUGUCCCAUCCCAUCACUCUUCAGAAAGCAAAACUCAGUGGGAUUCGCCAAUCGAGCAGCCCAAAGAAGAACCUUCUGAAACCUGCCGCUGCACUGAAUGUGAAACAUUUUACCACACCUAAAGUGUACCAAUUCAAGGCACGCGGAGGUCCACCCAAGCCAGAAUAUUCCACAUACUUUGGACCACCUACAGGAUCGGCCAAACGACAGGGACGAACCGGUCCGGUCCUGUUUCCUGCAACCGAACAGAUGAUUGCUUCGAAAAACAUGGUUGCGGCGAUGGUCCAUCAACAGCAAAACCGACGGAUUCCCAUUUAUGCGAACAAAUUUCCGUAGUUCGUAAAUAGUCCCCGCUUAUCGAUGGACUUCAUGUGCAAUAUUACCUAUAAAGCUGUUAGUUUAUCGCGUAGAUUCAAUCAGCGCGUGCAGACGCACGUCUCGAGUGUACUUCCUAUAGGGUGGUUUUCAAGCGGUUAUUUAUUAUCCUACUGCUGGAGCCUACUAAUGUGAUUGCUAUGCAAAUAAUUGUUACGUACGUAGUAUUGCAGUACCUUGUAGAUAGAAUUUAAGUACAGUGCAUUUGGAAAGUUAUACUAUUUUAACGGAAA